CCAGGAACUCCGUGGACACAUGAGCCUGUUCCAGACGCGUCGGUGAUCAUUUGGACCAGAAGAGGAACAUUUCCACCAGACGGACGUCUUAUACUGAGACGGUUAUUUCUCACGAUGUCGUUUCCUAGCCCAUGGACCCGAUGGCGCUGGUGUCGGUGACGCCAUCGUGGGCCGAUAACAGCAGUGGGUCCCGGCCGGCCGCUCCAUCGGAGUUCCCGAUCUCUGCAGAAUGGGAACUGGUCCGGUCCAUCGUUCCCCCGUACAUCUUCACCGUGUCCCUGUCGGGUCUUCUCCUGAACAGCUUUGUGCUGGCCGUGUUCUUCGCUCACAAGGACCGACUGAGCGUAGCGGAGAUCUACCUGAGCAGCCUGGCGCUGGCCGACUUCGUUCUCCUGUGUGGCCUCCCUUUCUGGGCCAUGAACAUCCUCAACGACUUUAACUGGCCUUACGGAGACGCCUUGUGCAAACUGGUCAACGCCGUCAUCAUCAUCAACUUCUACAGCAGCAUCUACACCCUGGUCAUGAUCAGUGUUGACCGCUACCUGGCACUCGUGAAGCCCAUGAAGGCCCGGUGGCUGAGGCGGACGCUCUAUGCCAAGGUCGUCUGCUGCCUCCUGUGGACGUUCGCGGUCCUCCUGAGCACGCCAACAAUGGUUCACAGGAAGGUGAAGUUCAUCGAGGAGUUGGAGACGAUGUCCUGCAUAUUGGAUUACAGUCACGACAGCUCCUGGAAGUUGGCUCAUCAGAUUCUGAUGAAUGUUCUGGGCUUUUUACUUCCUCUCCUGGUUAUUGUUUUCAGCAGUGGAAACAUCAUCAAUGUUUUAAUUCAGAGGAGGAAGAGUGCUUCUUUUCAUGAAACGAAUGACACCAAGACCACAGCCCUGGUGUAUGCUGUCACUCUCCUCUUCUUCCUGUGUUGGGCUCCCUUCCAGGUCUUCACCUUCCUCGACGUCCUGUGCGACGUCCGAGCGCUGGACGAGACGCUGUGGUUCCACACUCUGGAUAUCGGAGGCCAGGUCUCCGUGUAUCUGGCCUUCCUCAACAGCGCCCUGAACCCACUGCUGUACGUCUUCUCAGGGCAGUACUUUAGGAGGAAGGUUAGCGCCAUCUACACGAGGAAUCGAUAUAAUCGCAGAGGAUCAGAUAUGACCACACACCAGCGCUCUGUUGUGUCCACUUACAUGAACAGAACCGAGCAGAUCAAGGCUGUGGUCAUCCUCCAUGCAAAGGACCAGGUGUGAAUCUGUUGUGGAAAAAACAAUGCAAAAUACAGGAUAUGAGUCUCAAGUCGCUUGUUCAUGAGACUUAACACAAUAAUAAUGCUGUUAUAUGGUUUUAACAGCACCAUCAGAGGAUGUUUGCGAAAUAAUUGACUCAACCAAUAACAAUGGCUGAAAUCUGUGGAAAGCAGAUUUUAUGUUCAGUCUCCAUGAAGACAGUCUCUGUCCGUAGGGAUGCAUCAGAAUAUGUUUAAUCGAACUGACUCUACAAAGUAUGUUAUACUAUGCAAGCUAACAUGAGAGAAUAUGUUAUUGUUUUUUGUAGAAUUACAUUCAUAAUUCACUUUUUAUGGUAUAUAUUGACAUUUAAACAACAUAUUUAUUCAGCUAUGACAGACACAACCAGUUCCUCUUUAAGAUAAACACUCUUUACUUUCUUACUUACUUACUUUUGUGUCUUAUUUAUAAUGAACUCGAUUGAACACCUGAAACAAUUAAAUAUACAAUUAAAUCUUGAAUGCAAAACAUGAUAUCUCAUGUGGGCGCGGCUUCUCGUGCAGCAUCAACCGCACACUCUCUGACCACAUGCUACAGAAAUUGGACACUGUGGAAGGACAUGUACGUCUAGUAUGAGCCAUGAUGGUAUCAUCUUUGUCCUGCUCGUUAUUCGGUUUCUGGAAGUUUCCCCAGAACACAUUUUGUUUUGCUCCGCGAGACGGCGAGCCGAGAAGUGUUCACGCGACACUAGAGACAGAGUGACAUGCUGCUGGAGAGACGACCAACAACAGACGUUUAGUUGAAUGAAAGAACAAAGACGUCUCUAAGAAGAGGACCUGACAUCCUGCUGCUGUCAUCUGGCGAUAGAGAACAUUACAGGGGGCGGGCAGAGAUCUUUUUUUUUCAACUCAAAAUUGUCUGUGAGCCAUAUGCCGUCAAGAAGAAGAACCGGAUAUGGCUCGAGCCAGAGGGUCCCGACCGCUGCUCUAGGGAAACUAUUGAAUUAUAACCCUCACCUUUGUGGUGCUUGUCCAAGCAUGUCUUUUAAGUUUCCAUACUGUAUUAUUAGAAUGUCUUAAUUUACACGUUUUUUACCAAUAUCUCAC
Molecule: messenger RNA, 2323 nt
Organism: Pseudoliparis swirei
Lineage: Eukaryota; Metazoa; Chordata; Actinopteri; Perciformes; Liparidae
Product: B1 bradykinin receptor-like
Exons: 2
Coding region: 132-1241 (369 amino acids)
Biological process (GO): G protein-coupled receptor signaling pathway; inflammatory response; response to mechanical stimulus
Cellular component (GO): membrane
Molecular function (GO): bradykinin receptor activity
Source: RefSeq, a predicted model, not a curated record